This is a messenger RNA of Diceros bicornis minor, 5274 nucleotides long. It is a transcript of the gene PYROXD2, whose product is annotated as pyridine nucleotide-disulphide oxidoreductase domain 2. Lineage: Eukaryota; Metazoa; Chordata; Mammalia; Perissodactyla; Rhinocerotidae. The record is from RefSeq and is a predicted model, not a curated record. The transcript has 12 exons. Bases 2467 to 4068 code for a protein of 533 amino acids. Gene Ontology annotation, molecular function: oxidoreductase activity.
AGCUAGAUGCUGUUCCAACAGCCAGGGACAGGUGGGAGAGUCCCCCAAGUUUCUGCUGCUCUCCAAGACCACACUCGUCAAGGAAUGUGUCUGCCCACUGACCAGUGUUGGUUUCCUCCCCUCUCCCCGUCUCAUUGCAGGACACAAUGGGCUGGUGGCUGUGAGUACCUCCCCCUCUGCCUGCUUCACCGGCCCUGGGCGCGUGGCUCUCAGCAGGCGUGUGAGGAAGCGGGCAGGAUGAGGGCCACGGGAGAGAAGGAAGGAGGCUAGUCCCUCUCCCUGGUGCCAGCCGGUGGCUGGGUUGAUGGACAUCUGCGGUAGUUAGGGAGGAUAGCAGGGACUCCCUUUCCUCUCCUCCCCUUAACACACGUGGAUUUCCCCCAUGACCUUGGGAGAGUCCAGGAGCUUUAAGAAGCCAGAUGACGGAAAGGUGGGAAAGCAUAUGUCUGGCAUAUGCUGGGAGACAUGUUGGAGCCUGGGGAUUAGGUAACUGGGGCUGGGGGGCCCUGACUCUGGAUUAUGAGCAGUCCUUGUGUACAGAGCCCUGUGCUCCCCAGCUGGGUCUAGGCCCCAUACCAACCUGGGCCACCCAGCAGCUACACAGUCCAAGUGUACCCUAGAGACGGUGAAGAAGAAGAGGAGGCAGGGCCCCCCCCAACACAGCUGGCUUCUGUCCCAGGCUGAGCCGAGCCAGGGUUACCCAAAGGCUGUGCUUCUCACACCUGAGCCCAUGUACCCCUAGGAGGCCACAGCGUGUGCUAGAGGCUGUUCAGGUCACAAGACAAACACAGAACAUCUUCCUGAAGCAGUGGCAGCUCUAGAACCUCAGUAUAGAGGGACUUAGCAAUGUGGGGGCGCUAUGAGACUUGUGUUAAAUCUUCAUACUUUCCCCGACAUAUCAGUUUUACUUGAACAUUUUACAGGGGACAUUAUGUAUCUCAACUGACCAGUAAUUUAAAACCUCCAUUUUAUAUUAAUAUAAACACGGGUUCACCUCCCAGCUCUUCCGCUUUCCAUCUGUGAAGGUUAAGGCGCGUCGCUUAGGCUCUCUGAGCCACAGUAAAUGAGAAUAAAGACGCCCACCCUCACCAAGUUGCUGCGAAGGGAGUAGAUGAUGUGCUUCGAGGGCCUGCCACACAAAGCCUGACACAAACGGUGGCUCUUAUUACUGGAGGUUUCCAGCCCAAGGGAGGAUAGUGUCGGUGCCCUUCAGAGACUCAGGCCCAGCCCUGCGGUUGGUGGAGUGGGGUGGCGCCUUGCUGCAGCAGGGAGAGCACAGCGUGCGGACCAUGGGGUGUCGGUACAAGGGUGUCAGGAGGCGCCUAUUCUAGGGAUCGGGCUUUGGUUGGAGGAUUUGGGGGAGAGUCUAGGGAAGUCUAGAUUGGAUGCAGUCAGGAAGCGGGACAACCCUGUGACUGGGCAUCUCGAUAAAUCUUACCUGCAGGGAGGGGGACUGGUGUGAGGAGAGCCGUAAUUGGUAAAGAAGCAGCAGUCGCUCACCUUGGCCAAGAGAGAGAGGAUGUUUGGUACUUUGUGGGUGGGCAGAGACCUUGUUUUUGUCUGUGCUUAGACAAAACUGUGAAGUGGGCUCGCUCUGUCUCAUUUUAUCAUGGUCUCAGACUCCCCUUGUCCGAGGUUGUCAUUCUCACAGGAGAAUAACACGGCUUACCCUUGAGGGCCAGGCCAUUUUCUGAAUGUUGGGGGCUGCUCUUUUUCUUUUCUCAUUAGGAUGUGUCUGGAGUAUAGAUCCUGGGUCAGACCAUCUGGGUUCAGUUCCCCACAUCUCUACUCAUCAGCUGCAUGAGCAUGAGACAAGCUGUUCGCCUCACUGAGCCCCAGUUUCCUCAUCUGUGAAGUGGGGGGAAUCAUAGUGCCUCCCUCCGGCAUGGUGGGAGGAUGGAAUGAGAUGGUCCACUGCAGUAUCUGGCACACAGCAGUUGCCAAGUGAACUUUCUAAAAAGUCUGACUUCUGAAUUACACCAUCCCUAUGGUCACCUUGGUGGUGCUUGUGGGACCAGCAUAGACUCAGGACUGGACUAGUUCCAUUCAACAAAUGUUUAUUGAUUUCCCACUAAAUGCUAGAGAAAAUUUAAUAAAACUCCUCCAUCAUUUGUUCUCCCAAAUAAAGCCGUGCUGUAAUCAUAGCUUCAUUCAUUGAGCACGUCCUGUGUGCCAGGGACAGUGUAAGCCCCUUUUAGGGACCAGCUCAGUGAACCCUCACAGCACCUGUGAAGCAGGCAAAGUGGGUAUUAUCAUCAUCAGCCCCAUUUUUGCACACAAGGAAACUGAGGCCAGAUGGAUCAGGUACUGAGGCUGCCCCACCAGGGGGAGAGGGGAGUAGACCCUGGGCGUCUGGCUCAGCACUCACAGGCAAGCUCCCUGUGCUGCUCUCGGGGCUGUGAGGGAGGUGAGGCCGCCCUCGCCUGGAGGAGAUAGGCACCCUGGGCAGGGCUGGGCAAGUGCAGUAUGAGUUCACAGAGGCACCCAGGCCCUGCGGGAGGGAAGGCCGCCUUCGGCUGGGAAGUGGAGGGGCAAGAGCAGUCAUGUGGGAUCUUAGAAGACAUCUGGGAAAGUGGGAAUCUACAGGGGAAGCAAGGGGAUGGCAUUCCCAGAGGCGGGAACAACCUGAGCCUAGGGGCCGCAUGCUGGCCCUGUAGUGAGGACCCUGAGAUGGCAGAUCGGCCCCCAGGGAUACAGGGAGGGCCCUGUGUGCGCCCCCAGGCGGCGUACCUGCAGAGACUGGGGGUGAACACGGCAGUCUUCGAGAGACGCCACGUGAUCGGGGGCGCAGCUGUCACCGAGGAGAUCAUCCCAGGGUUUAAGUUCUCCCGAGCGUCCUACCUCCUCAGCCUGCUGAGGCCGCAGAUUUACACCGACCUGGAGCUGAAGAAACACGGGCUGAGGCUUCAUCUUCGAAACCCCCACUCAUUCACCCCGAUGCUGGAAGAGGGUGCAGGGAGCAAGGCACCCAGGUCUCUUCUGCUGGGCACAGACAUGGCAGAAAACCAGAAGCAAAUUGCCCAGUUCUCACGGAAGGAUGCCCAGGCCGCAUCCUGGGGGCCCAGCUGCCCCAGUACUACCAGGUCCUCACAGCUCCAAUCACCAAGAUACGUGCUACUACAUCACGUGAUGGGGGGCCUGGAGGGGAUGCAGGGAGCCUGGGGCUACGUCCAGGGUGGCAUGGGCGCCCUCUCUGAUGCCAUCGCAAGCUCAGCCACUGCGCAUGGAGCAAGUAUCUUCACUGAAAAGACAGUGGCCAAGGUGCAGGUGAGCAGUGGAGGGCGUGUGCAAGGAGUCGUGCUACAAGAUGGCUCCGAGGUGAGGAGCAGAGUGGUGCUGUCCAACGCGUCACCGCAGAUCACCUUCCUGAAGCUGACGCCCCAGGAGUGGCUUCCUGAGGAGUUCGUGGAAAGAAUCUCCCAGCUAGACACCCAGUCCCCUGUUACCAAGAUCAAUGUGGCUGUCGACAGGCUGCCUGACUUCCUGGCAGCCCCCAACGCUCCCAGCGGCCAGCUGCUGCCCCAUCACCAGUGCUCCAUCCACCUGAACUGUGAAAACACCCUCCUCCUCCAUCAGGCCUUUGAAGAUGCCAUGGGUGGCCUGCCUUCCCGCAGGCCUGUGAUUGAGCUCUGCAUCCCUUCCUCGCUGGACCCCACCCUGGCUCCCCCCGGCUGCCAUGUCGUCUCCCUCUUCACUCAGUACACUCCCUACACCCUGGCUGGAGGCAAGGUCUGGGACGAGCAGGAGCGGAACGCCUAUGCAGACAGAGUGUUCGAUUGCCUCGAGGCCUACGCCCCCGGCUUCAAGAGCUCCGUGGUGGGCAGAGACAUCCUCACUCCGCCUGACCUGGAGAGAAUCUUUGGGCUUCCUGGCGGGAACAUCUUCCACUGCGCCAUGGUCCUGGACCAGCUCUACUUUGCCCGCCCCGUGCCCCUGCACUCCAGCUACCGCUGCCCUCUCCGGGGCCUGUAUCUCUGCGGAAGUGGGGCCCAUCCUGGAGGAGGUGUCAUGGGAGCCGCUGGACGCAAUGCAGCCCACAUGGUCUUCAGGGACCUCAAGAGCAUGUGACCCUGAACCACCUCUGACCCAGGAAGAAGAAUUCACCUUUGCAAUUUUAAGUUCCCAUUGGGUCAGCUUCCCAGGCUGUGGCUGGAGGCAGAUGUCCUCAAGCUCCAGCCGCUAUUUUAGAAGAAACGUACAUGAUGCAUGCGGUAAUAGUUAACCUUGUGCCCAUGACUUCAGGAAUGAACUGAUUUUGUUUUAUUCAAAACAAUAUUUUAUAUAAAUAGUUUGCAUUUUUUCCAUAUAUUAGUAGCACAGGUAAUAUGUCAUAAUUAUGUAAUCACGUAUGACUGUAUAAUAAUAUGUGGGAUAAACUUGUCCAGGAUUCUCAGUGUCCUCACAACACCACCUCCAAAGAGUCCAUUCGACCAACAAGCAUCCCCCCUUCUCCCUGCUGGGCCCCCCACCCACUGAUGGGGGCGCUGCCCUGGUGAGGCCCAGGCUACUGCUGUCACAGUCCUGGCCAACUAUAAGAAAGGACCCAAUUCCCCAUGACCCAUAAAGUCAUCCACCGGCCCCACGGGUCUGAACAAUGCUUGGCAUCUCAAGCCAUCAGAACCACCAGAGUCAGGCAAACCGCAGUCAAGGGUGAGUGCAGAGUGGAUGCAGCUGAGGGCCACCUGAGAGCCCACAUCCUGAUUCUAGAGCAUUCAAUCUCUUACUUCCCAUGAGCAAGCCAUACCUGUCACAUCACUAAAAUCUUCCCACAUAAACCUAUGUUAUUCUAAAGUGAGGUGGGUUGUCACUCUUGGUCAGAAAGAUUCAUACAAAUAUCCCCAUAGUAAUGCAACUCUCUCAGCCAGCCUCUCCAAUCCCAGCAGCCAAGGCUGUGGUCCAGAGGGCCCCACUGGCAGAGGAGGAGGAAGGUGCUCUGGGGCAUCUCCUCACUCCUUUCCCCAGGGAAAUUUAUAGAGAUUAAGAUAUACCCACCUCAUUACUUAACCUCGCUAAACUCAGAUUUCUCAUCUGUAGAAGAGUUGUUUUAAAGAUCAAAUAAGACAACAGGUCAUGUUUUGGUCCAGUAUCUGGCACAUGAUAAGCAUUCAGUACGUGGUAGUGGUCUUGCUGCUAAUAUUGUUGGUGACAAUGUUAUUGUCAUUUUGUAUUCUGCAGAAGGCAGUCUUUUCAAUAUUCUUUUUUCAACCUGGCACCCAGAGUUGAAACCCGCCCGCUGGAAGCAGUGCAACCAGGGCAGGGCAAUCGCUGGAUCCA